Platichthys flesus (European flounder) is the source of this 5796-nucleotide messenger RNA. RefSeq names its product G-protein-signaling modulator 2-like. The record is from RefSeq and is a predicted model, not a curated record. The transcript is spliced from 15 exons. NCBI's taxonomy places the organism in Eukaryota, Metazoa, Chordata, Actinopteri, Pleuronectiformes, Pleuronectidae. Bases 329 to 2572 code for a protein of 747 amino acids. Gene Ontology annotation, molecular function: protein binding; GTPase regulator activity.
UUCCCGGUGGCUGAGAGGCAGAGAGAUAACAACACUCGGCCAAACACACUAACCUCGCUAACCUCGGCCACCACACUUCAUCCAGUUCUGCUCGAUAACGACCGGGGAGGGGGGGGGUCGAUCUGCGCUCGUCCAAACAAGACGUCUCUCUCACUCCCGACCCCCGACCGCUAAGGUCGACACAAACGCUGAGCGGAUUAAGUCCUUUUUUUUUUUUGCUGCUGCUGCCGGGAGUUAGCAGAGCGCCUGGGAGGAAAGGCCCGGCAGAUCCAUGGAAGCCGCGUUUUCUUGAUUCCCUGAGACGUGGACACCAGCGGCCGUGUGCGUUAUGUGUGUCCACACGAAGGCGGAGAAGUUUAAGGUCGUUGAGCGUAAAGCGCUGCGUUUGCUCCACACGGAGAGGCCUGCGAUGUCCCUCGUGUCAAAGUGUCUCGAGUGCAUCAGGAUGGGGAGAGGCGGCAGGAUGGAGUCGUCGUGUCUGGACCUGGCUCUGGAGGGGGAGCGGCUCUGUAAGACCGGGGACUAUCGGGCCGGCGUGUCUUUCUUCGAGUCGGCCAUCCAGGUGGGAACCGAGGACCUUCAGAUCCUCAGCGCCAUCUACAGCCAGCUGGGAAAUGCCUACUUUCACCUGCAGGACUACAACAAAGCCCUGGAGUACCAUCGGCACGACCUCACACUCACCAGAACGAUUGGCGAUGAACUGGGCGAGGCCAAAGCCAGCGGUAACCUUGGGAACACAUUAAAGCUUUUAGGACGUUAUGAGGAAGCGGUGGUUUGUUGCCAAAGACAUUUGGAAAUUACAAAAGCCAUAUAUGAUAAGGUUGGGCAGGCUCGGGCGCUGUAUAAUUUCGGGAACGUUUACCACGCCAAGGGAAAGAGCAUCUGCUGGACUGGAGCCGAGCCAGGAGAGUUCCCAGAGGAGGCCCGGAUCGCCCUGAGGAAAGCUGCACAGUACUACGAAGCGAACCUGUGCCUGGUGAAGGGUUUGGGCGAUCAAGCGGCUCAGGGUCGAACCUAUGGGAACCUUGGGAAUACUUACUAUCUGCUGGGCGACUUUGGAAAUGCAGUGGCUGCACAUGAACAGCGGCUGCUCGUCGCUAAAGAGUUUGGGGAUAAGUCAGCCGAGAGAAGGGCCCAUUGUAACCUCGGCAAUGCCCACAUCUUCCUCAGUCAGUUCGAAGUGGCGGCCGGUCAUUACAAGAGGACGCUUCAGCUGGCCAGGCUUCUGAAGGACCGCGCCGUGGAGGCCCAGGCCUGCUACAGUCUGGGCAACACCUACACGCUGCUGCAGGACUAUGAGAGAGCCAUUGAUUACCACCUCAAGCAUCUGGUCAUCGCUCAGGACCUCAGCGACAGAGUCGGUGAAGGAAGAGCGUACUGGAGUCUAGGAAAUGCCCACACCGCCCUGGGGAAUCAUGAGCAAGCCAUGUACUUUGCUGAGAAACAUCUGGAAAUUGCCAAAGAGACGGGAGACAAAAGCGGCGAGGUCACAGCCAGGAUGAACCUGUCGGACCUGCGGCUGGUUGUCGGCCUGAAGUCCAACUCCAACAUCCAUCCCAACAUCUUCCGCAACACAAACACUUACAAUUCCCCUCUGCCAGUGAGCUACCAGGGUUACUCCAACCACCCAGGGAUGAAUUCUCCGUUGAGGAGGAGAGGAAGUGCAGAGAACCUGAAGCUGAGUCCAAGUCCUGAGAAAAGUCCACCUCCAGACUCCCCAGCGAUGCCAGGCUUGGACGAGGAUAAGUUCCCCGGCUCUUCAAAAAACAACACCAUCAAAGCUUCCACCAAACUCUUCCUCUUCCAUCGGCUGAGGAGCAGGAAGCACAAGACCAACAAGUCGCCUCCUAAAGACCAACAGGAAAACUGCAGCGAGCAAACGGCUGCAGAGCAGGAGACGCCAGCGUCCAUCAAGGCCGGAUCGCGUGACACCAUCGGAGAGGACGGCUUCUUCGACCUCCUGUCUCGUUUCCAGGGCAGCCGAAUGGACGACCAAAGGUGCUCCCUCCUGGAUGGCCAGAGCCAUCUCCCCGCCCAUUCCUCCCCCUCCUCCACCCCACCUGUAGCUGAAAGGAAAUCUAUUUCGGCACGCGACCCACCAUUGCAGGAUCCUGGUCAUUUCCUGGAGCUGCUGGCCAGCUCCCAGGCCCGUCGACUGGACGACCAGCGAGUCAGCCCGAGCCAUUUUCCUGGCUUACGGCUCAGCACCUGCAGCCCGCCGCGUACACCCUCCACCUCCAGCGCAGAACAGGACCCCACACAAGCCCCCUCCUCCAACACAGAUACCCCUCACACAACCUCCCUUUACAGUCGACUCGAGACCAGUGCUGAUCAGCCUGAGGGGGACGACGUCUUCUUCGACAUGCUAGUUAAGUGCCAGGGGUCCAGACUUGACGACCAGAGGUCCACUGCUCCACCUUCUCCUCCACCUUCUGCUCCAUCUUCUUCAUCUAAGGGCCCAACGGUUCCAGACGAGGAUUUUUUCAGCCUCAUCCUGCGUUCCCAGUCCAACAGGAUGGAGGAGCAGCGAGUCCAGCCGCCACCUGGUGUUACCCAAUCCAAACUAGACUGACCCCAGGCAGCGAUUUGUGGUGUUAUCUCAGGACCCCCCCGUAUGAAGUAACCAAGCUUUUUUUUUGUAACCACAUGACCCUUGAUUCCUGCCUUUUGGAGCGGUCCUGACAACAUUCACAUGAGAAUGCCAAGAAUACAAGUGACGUUAUGAGGAAUUAUGGUGUCAAAUAAUACAGGAGUGGUCAUUAUGACUGUGAAACCAAGGGAAAUGUAGCGUCUCAGGCUUUUAUCAGACACGUGGGGACCAGUGAUGUCCGUCUGCUCUGGAGGCUUGCAUCAAGUCGCUCGUACAAACUGUGGGUCGUUCAUUUGCUUUAAGGAUAUAAGCCAAACUGAAGGAAUCUCUGCUUCAUGUUGGACGAGACACAUUCUAUGGAUUGAGGGAUCCGACCAGAGACUCUGCAGUGAAGCAAAGUGGAACCGCUUGGUCUUAACUGACCUCUGACCUCUCCAACAACUCGUCAAAGGGUCAAGUGGCAGAACCUCAGGGAAAUAAAGGUUCACGUCCGUCCUUAUUGCUCCACUCAUGACCAGUGGAGCCAUUUAUAGGAGCCACUUCUGGAUCUUGCAUUUAAAGACUUUAACAAGGACAAUUUCAUUGUUUAAGGUUGUAUGAGUGGAGCCAUGAAGUGAAAUGGGAUUUUUCUUCUAUGUAACAAGAUUUUACAGAUGAUUAACUAGUGUGAGUUAAAGAAAUGUUAUUUUAGCCUUUAUACUGAUGUUCUCCUGAUAAUGGAGAAAUAAAAUCUCAUGAAUUUACAUUAGUUCUUUAUUUAACCUAGAUUGGGUUCAGCGUAAAACAUUUUCAUACCUCAGAAAUCAAUUUAAUCUUCAUAUCGAUAUAAAUAAGUGUAUUUACAAAGUCUUCUCCACAUCACUGCAUCAUAUAAUCAUCACCUGAGCAAAGUUGGAGCAGAAAUAUUUAAGACUUCCUCAGUGCACAUUAGAGGUUAGGUUAUUUAUUCCGACAUUAAAAGAUCCGUCUACGCCUCUGACGUCAGCCUCUCCUGAUGCGUCCUGCACCUGAAAGAAGGAAGUGGCCAAUUUAAGAUUCUUUUAAAGAUGUUUUAACCAUUGACUUCAUAUAGUAAACAACGAUCCAAGCUGUGGUAUCAAAACUGAACUGAACAGAUCACUCAUCGGUACCAAAGAAAUGACAGUUACAAUUGUAAGAGCCUCUUGAUGUCCUGAGGAUUACCAGAGAGCGGACUUCUAAUCUUACCUGUUGACGCAGCAGUUCAAGAAGCAGUUGUUUGUCUUGUUGAGUCUGUACACGCCAGAGUUCGGCAAAUCUUUACACACUGACAAGAACCUCUGCAGCUCAGACGUCGGGAUUCCACUCUGCUGCUGUUGCUAAAUGGAACGGACAGAAAUUGACAAUUUAGGUUUAAUGCAUAAAGAACAGAUUCCCACAAAGCUUGGUGGAAGGAUGGAAUAUGGGACACGAUAAGUAGAAAUUAAGUUGUGGUUGAUUCAGGAAUUUCUUUGUUCAUCGUACAGGAUUUUGACAUUUUCGAUUUACAAGGAAAUAAUAAAAGAUCGUGAUGGGAACCAUUUGCCUGUGCGGAUGGGAGAGCCACUCCAGUUCAGAUUGUAAAUCAGUGGACGCUGGAUAUCCGGACAAAGACGAGCCAAGUUUUCAAUGAGUUCGACCUCUUUUGCUCGCUACAGACUGUUUAUCCGGAGGCAACAAAAGCCUCAGACAUGACUCAUCAAACUACAAUCAGAAACCAGAGGCUGUCCAGCCCCAAAACCUUGUCCUUCUCCUACUUAUUCUGCAGUUUAAUCUCUGCCUUUCAAUACAUUUCUGAAAACUCAUUCCUAACCAACUAAAAAGAUUAAAAAUGACCCAUAUGAGAGAGUGAUUAACAGUUACCUUGAUUGUGUCGUAGGUGUCUGUGAUGAUUGUAAUGAACAGGCUGAGGAUCAUGUAGAUGAAGAGCGAGACGAAGCUGUAGAGGUAGACUCGGCUGUAAAUCCACACCAGGCUGCUCUUCUGCCUCAUGUUCAUAAAGGUGGGAUACAUGUCGUCUCCAUUGAUCAGAGAGAACAGACACUCCGACACUGUGUUUAAGGUCCGGAACUAAAACAAAAAAGAGGAUGUGAUCUUUAUUUAUAUUAUUUGUACUCAUGAUUGCUAUAGACAGACCUAAGUGUUCUCAGGACUGGCUUCAGAGAAGUCGUGCAAACUUUUGUUAGUGUGUCGUAAACACACUUACCUUCUCGUGAUAUGGUCCAAGGACGAUCCAGCCGCACAAACAGUAACUGAGGUAGAUGAUUCCAGCGCAGCAGAUGAACCGGAUGACGUUUGGGAAAGCUGCCCUGAGCGUCAGGAUGAGGAUCUGGAAAUGGAAAGUGAACACAUGGUGACAGAUCUGAAAGAUUGUGCACUGAGGACGAGUGUCAGGAAAACACACUGAAGAUUAUAUUUUCUCUUUGAGCACACAGUUAAGCUAAAGAUAAUCAUCAAGAUGAGCCUUAAAUAAUCUCCCCAAGGGAUUCUAAAUAUAAACUUAUGAUGGCAAAUACUUUUUCAAGUGCAGAGCGUAGUACAUGUUCCCACGUCCUGUUUGUGUUUUUUAAAUCUAAAUCAUGUUACACCGAUGAAACUUUACCUUCAAAAUAAGACGUGUGUUGAAUUUGAGGCAGAUCUCUUUUUGCACAAUGGUAAGACUCUUGAGACUAUAACUUUGAAUAAAAAUACCGAAAUCGCUAUAAGAAGAAAAAUUUGCAUCAUACAGGCUUUGUGUGUUAUGCGAUGUUGAAUCAGUGCAAGGAUGAGCUAAUCUGGUUUUACGUUGUACUUCCUGAAGUAGCCCAUGUAGCGGAUGACCCCGAUCCAGACGAACAUGGUGCCUGUGCCGAGAAGGAUGCUGCAAACAUCAUAGCUUGUGAGGACCUGGAAAAAAAUGUAUUAUCAGUCUGAUUAACGGAAAAUAUGAACAUGCACACUGUAUACAGGGUUAGUAAAGUCAUGAAAGGCUGUAAUUGACAACAUGAAACUGACCGAACCAUGAAUCUGUCUCAUUACCUUGGUCUGGAUCUCUAUCUUCAGAAUGGAGCCAAUGAUGGUCAGUGUGUCGCUGACGAUGAUCAGGAUGUACCAACCGUUCACAAACUCCAACCUGUCCGACAUUGGGACUUUUUGAUUGCAGUACGACGAGUACUCCUGUUUAAAAAAUAAAACACAGGUCAUACUAAACACCAAUGAGGAAGUUUUCA